AGUACCACGUUGGAGGACUGGACUGCAAUGGCGAAUGAGCAUAAUCAAGGGCUGAGAUUCUUCAGCAGGGAUCGGACGGUUGGGAAUCCACCACGUUAUCACGCAGCAAGCAGCAGUACCCUUAUGGUGCUAAUCGGAGCGAGUAAUCGACUGAGUUGGACUUUGCCGAGUUGAGAACUCACCUGAGCCGAGCCUCCCAUGGCGGACUCGAGCUCGCUCUCAGCUCUCCGUGAUCGUCUUGCUCGGUCAUCGGAGGCGAUUCUGGAGUCUCUUUCCCGAGCAAGCUACACGCCGCCACCGCAAGCCUCGGACUUCUGCGUGAAAUCCGCACUCGAAGCUCUUCUCUCGCGCGGAGCCGCCAUUGAGUCCUCUGCCAUCGCCGAGGACAAGCUCCUCACCUCAAUCAAGGACUUCGCUCUUGCCUGCGCCCUGUUAUCGGCCUCGGAGUCCUCGACUCACGAUUUGCUUUCCUGGAUUCCCCCAACUCUAUCGUCGACCGCAAACUCCGCUCUUGGUGACCUCGCAAGUGCUUACGUUGUGUGUUUCGGCGAGAGAAAUGUGAAGAGCUUGGGCGAAUUGGGUGUGAAUAUUGGAAUUGUAUCUGAAGUGAAGAGGUUGGUGAUUGAGCUGAUGCCUCUGGUCCUAUCAUCACUAAAAGACACCAUUAAGGAGAGCUCCAUUGAUACUUCUGAUGAUGCCGACGGUGUGUCGGCCGCAUCAGCUAGAGUCCCUGUCGGUCACGCCAUUGUCGCGGCUUUUCAGUUCCGGUGGUUUGUUACUCAGGUUGAUUAUCCCAAUUUAGGAAAAUUAUGUAACUUGGUGAUUCCUUGUGCGCUCACAGCGCUUGAUCACUGGUCACCUGCUGUCAAAGGCCAGGGCAUGAUUAGCUUUAUCCACCUUGCAAGAAAUGUGAAUGCUGCAGAGCUCAGUUGGUAUGAGGAUGUGAUUCUCGAUGCAUGCUGCCAUAAUAUUGCUUCCGACGAUGAAAUAUGGUGCCAUGUGGUCGAGAUGUCGGUGCUCCUUGUGACCUUUACACAGAAGAGCAAUCCACGAAGCCCCUGGUUUGAGAAAAUACUAUGCGAGAUGUUAAGCCAUUUGGAGCGGCAACCGAGGAGUAAGGAGCGUCGCGUCGCUUGGCUUAAGUCUAUCGAACCAUUGCUGAAAGGUGUAGGUCUUGUGUUACUAGCUCAUUUUAGACGCAUCUUUCCGCUUAUCUUUCGGUGGAUGCAUGCUGAUGAUGAUGAAACCGUUCUGCUGGUUCUUGAAAGGGCCCAUACUAUAGUAAAGCUAACAUGGAUUAGGAACACACCAUAUGUUGAAAGAUUGGUGGACGAGCUCACUGUUUUGUACAAGGAGGCGGCGUUGAGAAGAGCCCGAGAAGAAAUCAGGAUUCGGGUCAUUCAAUUGCUGAUUUUGCUUCAACAGUGUAAAGGAAGUCAGUUCAAAGCAGCCUGGGAGAAGCACAGGAAUGACCCGAACUUAGUUACUCUUGCUUCAUCUUUGAGCGGGACACCUGAACUCGUGGCUGUCCAGUGAUGGGAAUCGACCAGUUCCUUUUAUUUGUCACUCCAAGAAACAGGCAAUGUUGUUGAGCUUGAUUCAUAUGGCAGCUUAUUGACAGUGGCUGGACUGAAAAGACUGGUCGGCUGCAGUGGGACGAUUUCAUCCUAGUUGAUAAAACAGAUCACAUGUUCGAUCAGAUAGCAGCUCGAUUGCUAUUCACCUACUGCUCAAAACUUGUACCCUAGGUGGAUCGAGUAUCUAAUUCGAAGAUUGGAGACCACAAUAGUUGCUACUGGAGUGUAUAUUUGCGAGGAUCUCCACUCUUGGAGGAUUGAAUUGACUAUCAUCCCUAAUAAAUGAUUAGAAUUAGCAUUGUAUGGCUCCGUUGCAGGAAAAA
Molecule: messenger RNA, 1900 nt
Organism: Punica granatum (pomegranate)
Lineage: Eukaryota; Viridiplantae; Streptophyta; Magnoliopsida; Myrtales; Lythraceae
Source: RefSeq, a predicted model, not a curated record